This is a messenger RNA of Tachysurus vachellii, 4318 nucleotides long. RefSeq names its product von Willebrand factor A domain-containing protein 5A-like. NCBI's taxonomy places the organism in Eukaryota, Metazoa, Chordata, Actinopteri, Siluriformes, Bagridae. The coding region runs from base 167 to 2647 and encodes 826 amino acids. The transcript has 25 exons. The record is from RefSeq and is a predicted model, not a curated record.
AGAGAGAGAGAGAGAGAGAGAGAGAGAGAGAGAGAGAGAGAGAGAGAAGCAUCUGUGACUAACAGAGUCAAUCUAUUGCUGCAACAAGUGGACAUUUAACUCAACAUUUAAUUUUCCUUGAAGAUCUUUCAUUUGAUUUUUUUCAAAGCUUCUCACAAAGAGCAAAAUGGUGAACUGUGGUCUGUUGACAAACAUGAAUGAGCCAGUUCCACUAAAGAACAUCGAGGUGGAUCUGCAGGUUCAGGGGCAUGUAGCGACAGUGACCUCCACCCUGAAGUAUAUAAAUGAGGAAGAUAACACCCUGGAAGCAGUGUUUGUCUUCCCCAUGCCUUCAGGAGCUGCUCUUUGCCAUUUCAGUGCCAAGAUUGCAGAUCAGGAGAUAGUGGCUGAGGUGCAGGAGAAACAGGAGGCGCGGGAGCAGUACGAUGAUGCACUGAGUUCAGGUGAACAGGCGUUUCUGCUGGAGGAGAGUGAGGAGUCUGCGGACGUGUUCAGGCUCAGUGUGGGCUCUCUGCCUCCACACCAGAGUGCCGCUGUCACCUUCAUCUAUAUCAUUGAACUGAGUGUGCAGGCUGACCAUUCACUGCAGUUCUGUCUGCCUGCAGUACUCAACCCUCGCUACACACCAGCUGGUACAGGGGGUGGUAUAGUGUCAGAGAUAACAUCAAGUUCUACUGGUAUCCCCUACUCCCUCUCUUUUACUGCACAUAUAAACUCUCCAAACCCCAUUACUAAAGUGGAGUCCAAAUGUCCUCUAGAGCCUCUGAUGUUCGUCAACACAGACCACACCAAGGCAAAGGUAAGUCUUGGUGCAGGUCACAUGUUUGAUCGAGAUGUCGAGCUGUAUCUAUAUUAUCAGAAUCCCCAUCAGCUCACUGCUAUAGUGGAGGCUGGAGCUCCUGCAGCAGAGUCAGGAUCUCUCAUGGGAGAUCCAGUGGUCAUGGUCAGUUUCUAUCCAGAGUUCCCUGAGUCAGUGAUGUCCUCCAUGUCGAAGUGUGGUGAGUUUGUGUUUGUUAUGGACAGAUCUGGCAGUAUGUCCUGUAAUAUGCAUAAUGGACCAGGUGAACGCAUCGACUGUGCUAGGGACACUCUUCUCCUGCUACUGAAGAGUCUCCCCAUGGACUGUUACUUCAACAUCUAUGGCUUUGGCUCUCAUUAUAGUUCCUUCUUCCCUAAAAGUGUGCAGUACAAUCAGGACACAAUGGAGAAGGCGAUGCAGAAGGUAAAGGAGAUGCAAGCAGACAUGGGGGGCACAGAGAUUCUGCCUGCUUUGAAACACAUUUACAAGCAACCUUGCAUCUCCAACCACCCAAGACAGCUCUUCAUAUUUACAGAUGGUGAAGUAGGAAACACCAAAGAUGUUCUUCACUGUGUCAAGAGCAAUGCUAAAUUCCACAGAUGCUUCUCAUUUGGGAUUGGUGAAGGUGCAAGUUCUGAACUCAUUACAGGAUUGGCUGAGAACAGCUGUGGCCACGCCCAGUUCAUCACAGGAACUGAUCGCAUGCAGGCAAAAGUAAUGCAGUCUCUUCGCUAUGCUUUACAACCAGCAGUGACGGAUAUCACUGAGGACUGGUUUGGAUUGUCUUUCUCUCAUCUGAGCCCCAAAAUUAAAUCAAUGUUCCAUGGUCAAAGAGCACUGAUUUAUGCCCAGUUGAAAGGAAAGGAAUGUCAGAACCCAGAUGCUAAGGGAAAAAUAUCAGUGCAGUAUCGCUUAGGGGGUCAAAAGGUCACAAACAGUGUUGACUUCUUCCUGAAGCCUGUCGAGAACACAGGGAUGGCCAUCCACAGGCUUGGUGCUCGCUCUCUGAUCCGUUCUCUGGAAAGAGACGAGAGGGUUGAUGGAGCUGAUAAAGAUGCUCUGAAGGCCAGAGUGGUGAAACUGAGUAAGCAGUGUGGAGUGAGCAGCUCACACACAGCCUUCAUAGCUGUUCAUAAGGGCAACAAACAAGCUGUGAAGGGGCCGCUGGUGAAGAGGAGAAUUCCUACCCCGGUAAUGAUGGGACGUUCAAUACGAUUAGGUUCUAGUCCAUGGGCUCCAUCUACAUAUUCCAGUUUCUCUACAAAGAUGAAAGGAUUUUUUAGCUCUUCGAAAAGGGAAAAGUGUACCAUCAAGUCCCAAGUCUGUUGUGCCACACCAAGUUACAGUUCUUUAACAAUGAGUGAUUCUAUGGAUAUAGACUGUGGAACAACAGAUUAUAAUAGUUGCAGACGCUCAGAUAACAACCGAGAAAGGAAAGUUUUUAUGGAUAUAGAUUGUGGACCAACAGUUUAUAAUAGUUGCAGACGCUCAGAUAACAACCGAGAAACUCCAAAGACUCGAAAGGACCCAAUGAUGGAGCUCAUCUCUCUCCAGAAGGCUUCAGGUUGCUGGGAAAUUGGUUCUACACUUGCAGAAGUGUUUGGGAAAACAGAAAAAGAGCUGAUCGAGAAGAUUCCUGCACAGGUGAAGCCAGAUGUCUGGGCUACACUUCUGGCUCUUAUUUGGUUGCACGGCUUUAAGAUCGAUGCUCAGGUUGAGUGGCAGUUUUUGGCCAUGAAGGCAGUGUCAUGGAUCCAUAGUCAUAAAAUGGUCAACCAGUCAGAGUGUAUACAGGCAGGAAACUCUUUGCUGGGCUGUCAGGUUACAGAAGAUGCCCUUUGCCUCUGAACUCUUUCAUCCCGCAGCAGCCACGAGAAAGUCUAAUUCUUUAAAAAAAAAAAAAAAAAAAGCUUUCAUUAGCCUGAUUAUCUCUAUAAAUGUAUUGCAACAGCAAGGCAGGUUUUAUUUUUUUUCUAUAGACUGAAUUCAUUUGGAUUUGAGAUCAAAAAUGUAUGAGACAAUAGAUCAGAAUUACAGCUUUAAAUCCCUGAUAUGUCCAUUUACAUCUAGCUUAGAACAUGCUCCUUUUGUUUGAACACAUCCAUUUAUUAACUGAUCAAAAAUAUUGGCACAUGUAACUGUCAGGCAUUUUGCAUUGCCCAGUUAGUUAAUAGUACUGAAUAUCUACUCUUGCUUUGAAAACCAGAGAGCUGUCAAUUCGAGAAAAGCAAACUAUUUUGAAUCUGAGAAUAGAGGGAAACAGAUCAGAGUCAUUGCACUAGCGUUGGGCAUAGCAAAUAAAACAAUUUGGAAUGUCCUGAAAAAGUAACCACUGGUGUACUAACAAGCAGAUGUUCAACAAAUGGGCCAAAGAAAACAACAGUAUUUUAAGAGUUAUGAUGAAAAACCCAAAUAUGACAGUCAGUGAUGUCUGUUCACGGGGCAGGUGUGAAUGUAUACCACAAGAUCUAAACAUCUUAUAAGCAGUAAGGAUCAGAAGGUCAGAUUGAAAUUCAAAAAGAAGUAAAGAGAUAAGUCAAGUUCUGAUGCAGUUAUUGCAAAUAAGGGCUAUUUACAUUUACAGCAUUUGGCAGACGCCCUUAUCCAGAGCGACGUACAUAAGUGCUUAAGUCUCUAGCAUUGAAUACAUUAAUGCUGGCUCACAAGGUUACAUUCUUAAGAUACCAUGAGUUUAAAACAUUUGUUCAAAGUUACAGUGAAAAAGUGUCAGGUUUUUUUUUUUUUUUUUUUUUUUUUUUAAAUAAUGCAAAAGAUAGGGAAAGAAGUGCUAGUUGAAGUGUUUCCUAAAUAAGUAGGUCUUCAACCGCCGUUUGAAAAUAGCCAGUGACUCAGUUGUCCGGACCUCUAGGGGAAGUUCAUUCCACCACCUUGGUGCCAGAACAGAGAAGAGUCUUAAAGUAACCAAAUAUUAAGUGUUAUUUACUUUUGUUAUUUAAAGACAGUUUUUGACCUGCUAUUAUACUUUUCCUCACAUAAUUGGGUGGUCUGCCACCAAAGGUGUUGUGUUAUUGAGUUUAACACAUCUAGACGUAAAUGUCAUUAAAUAAAUGCUGAAAUUCUGAUCUAUUAUCUUAUCGUAUUCCAUUAAUAACAAAAACAAGAAUACAAAAAAAGAGAAUUUGCCUUACUGUACAGAACUUUUGAAUAUCUUUGCACAGAUUUGUUUGUCAAUUGCAAAGAAUUCAGUUAAAAUACAACAGUGACAUUAUGUUUAUAAAAUCUUUCCUUUAGUUCAGGUUUUAGUUUAACAUGCACUGAUGUUAUCCAACAAUUUCCAGAUGUAUAAAAUUUAAAAUAGUUAAUGACAACAACAAUAUUGAAGUGAGGGAGUGACAGGAGAAAGAGGGCUGGGCUUUUACUAUAUACUUUACUUUUAUUAUAUCUGCUAGCUAAAAUACUGUAUGUUUGCUUUACUUAAAUCUUACUUUUUAAGAGCUUAUUGUGAGAACGGAUACAUUCUGUUAAUUGGUAAUCAUCUUAAUAAAACUUAUCUGUGCA